AUGCCAGCUGUGGGCGGCCCACAGCCUCCGUGCUUCCUGGACCACCAGUGCCCCCUGUCCACUGCUGUGAGUGCUGCCCCGACUCUCACGCAGCCUUCCCACUGGCGCAGGAACCGGCCCAUCAACGUGAACCAUUACGCCAACAAGAAGAGUGCGGCCGAGAGCAUGCUGGACAUCGCGCUGCUGAUGGCCAAUGCCUCCCAGCUGAAGGUGGUCAUCGAGCAGGGCCCCAGCUUUGCCUUCUUCAUGCCGCUGGUGGUCCUCAUCUCCAUCUCCUUGGUGCUGCAGAUCGGCGUGGGUGUGCUGCUCAUCUUCCUUGUCAGGUACGACCUCAACAACCCUGCCAAGCACGCCAAGCUGGAUUUCCUCAACAACCUGGCCACGGGCCUGGUGUUCAUCAUUGUAGUGGUGAACAUCUUCAUCACUGCCUUCGGUGUCCAGAAGCCUGGGGUAGACGCAGCGCCCCGGCAGUAGGGGCUCAGAUGCCCCCAUCACACCCUGCUGCAGCUGCCAGACCCCGGGAGCCACCUGACCCCUGAGGUCUACUCCCUGCCUGAGGCAUUCCCCGAAACCACUGGAGCCCUGACCGGGCCCACUGGACUGUGUCCCGGGUUAAGCCUCCCAUGGUUAGGCCACCAGGGGCCAAUGCAUGGCCUGCUCUGCCCUCAGCUGCUCUCCCUGGAGUGUGGGCUGGUGAGGUCCGAGACAGAACUGGCGAGCCCCCAAGGAGGGUUGUCACCACGGCCACACGGCAGGCCCAAGGAUGGACUGGCCAGGGCCAGAGGGGUGGGGAGACACCCUACCCCAUGCCAGCUGUGGGCGGCCCACAGCCUCCGUGCUUCCUGGACCACCAGUGCCCCCUGUCCACUGCUGUGAGUGCUGGUACGGCCAUCUGCCAGCCAUGCCAGGCAGGCCCCAGCCCCACUUUCCUAAGCAGCCACACCAAUAAAGCUAGCUGAGGCCCCUGCUCCAAA
Messenger RNA from Manis javanica (Malayan pangolin), 974 nucleotides. The record is from RefSeq and is a predicted model, not a curated record. Lineage: Eukaryota; Metazoa; Chordata; Mammalia; Pholidota; Manidae.